Messenger RNA from Carica papaya (papaya), 612 nucleotides. The record is from RefSeq and is a predicted model, not a curated record. Lineage: Eukaryota; Viridiplantae; Streptophyta; Magnoliopsida; Brassicales; Caricaceae.
CACGUCCAUAGUGUCUAGACCCCGCCAUUGCGCAGCCUGUCUGUUGCCACCUUUUCUCCUCGUCUUCAAGUACGUUAAAAGCCCCGCAACUUUACUUCGUAUUAUCAUUAAAAGACAUCAGACCAAGAAAUAACCCAUCAAGAACUUCAACAAAUUUCAGGCAGAGAAAGCACUGUUCUGCUGUUUCUUGCAAGAAACAGAUUCAUACGCACGAUGGGUCAUGAAGAAGAUGGAGGAGAGGAGUACUUGUUCAAGAUAGUAUUGAUAGGUGACUCUGCAGUUGGGAAAUCGAACCUGCUCUCGAGGUUUUCUCGAAAUGAGUUCGACACUAACACGAAGGCGACGAUCGGGGUGGAGUUCCAGACGCAGGUGAUGGAAAUUGAUGGCAAAGAGAUCAAGGCACAGAUCUGGGACACUGCUGGUCAAGAGAGGUUCAGGGCAGUCACUUCUGCUUACUAUAGGGGAGCCGUCGGUGCUCUCGUUGUUUAUGAUAUUAGCAGGAAGACUACCUUCGAGAGUGUGAAACGCUGGCUCGAUGAGCUCAGUAGAGAACUCAACAAUAUACGAAUUCAAAGGGGUAUGUGAGUAUCUUCUGUUUUACCUGACAACGAG